Molecule: messenger RNA, 1503 nt
Organism: Notodromas monacha
Lineage: Eukaryota; Metazoa; Arthropoda; Ostracoda; Podocopida; Cyprididae
Source: the annotation of a GenBank genome assembly
AUGCGAAAAAUCGGAGAAGGAGCGGGAGGCAAAUCCCGAAGGCAUUCGGACAUUCUUUCUUCUUUGAUUGCAGUGACUGCCUCAGUUUUCCCGAAUGUGCCGUCGGCGCCUGGGAUGCCAUGCCAGGGAGAAGACAAGAGCAUUUACCGACGAGGUGCUCGUCGUUGGAGGAAGCUGUACAAGGUCAAUGGGCACAUUUUCCAGGCCAAGCGAUUCAACAGGAGGGCAUUUUGCGCCUAUUGCCGAGACAGAAUAUGGGGCCUGGGUCGACAGGGCUUCAAAUGCGUUCAGUGCAAACUACUGAUUCACAAAAAAUGCCACAAGCUGAUACGUGUGCCGUGCAAUGCGGAGCAAGUGGCGUCGUUGGCGACGGGCGACGCUGGUCAGCGUGGGUCAUCCUCGACACCGUCGUCAUCGUCGCUGUCUCCGAUGCCUGCUUCAUCGUCAGCGACGAGCACAGCAAGUGCGCAGCAGCAGCUUCUUCAAGCCGGGGAUGGUAGUAAGGCCAAUGGGGAAGCAGAAUCACGGAAAGGUGUGGAGCCAGGAACAGGGGCGAAACAGUACAGUUUGGAUGAUUUUGACUUGAUCCGCGUGAUUGGCAGAGGCAGCUACGCAAAGGUGCUCAUGGUUGAACUGAAGAAAACCAAGCGGAUUUAUGCUAUGAAGGUGAUAAAGAAGGAGUUGGUGUCGGACGAAGAGGACAUUGACUGGGUGCAGACUGAGAAGCACGUGUUCGAGACUGCAUCGAAUCACCCGUUCCUUGUCGGACUGCACUCUUGCUUCCAGACGCCUUCGCGACUCUUCUUUGUGAUCGAGUUUGUGCGCGGCGGAGAUCUCAUGUUCCAUAUGCAGCGUCAACGGCGGCUGCCCGAAGAACACGCCAGGUUUUACGCCGCCGAGAUUUGCCUCGCGCUCAACUUCCUCCACGACCGAGGGAUAAUUUAUCGGGACUUGAAACUGGACAACGUUCUUCUGGAUCACGAGGGACACAUCAAGCUCACUGAUUAUGGCAUGUGUAAAGAAGGUAUCCGGCUGGGUGACACCACAUCUACUUUCUGCGGAACUCCUAAUUAUAUCGCACCUGAAAUUCUGCGUGGCGAGGAAUAUGGCUUUAGUGUUGAUUGGUGGGCACUGGGGGUUUUAAUGUACGAGAUGCUGGCGGGAAGAAGCCCCUUCGACAUUAUGGUGCUCAUGAGUUAUGAUUUCUUCUUUUUUCUGAUAGUGAUUCUGGAGAAGACAAUUCGGAUUCCCCGAUCCUUGUCCGUGAAAGCUGCGAGUAUUCUUAAAGGCUUCCUAAACAAGAAUCCCGCUGAGCGGUUGGGAUGUCACCCCGAAACCGGCUUCUCAGAUAUUGUUCAUCAUCCUUUCUUCAAAACAAUCGACUGGUUCUUGAAGUUAGCGAAUCUAUUCCAGGAAAUUAGUGUUCCGUCGUCUUGUGCUAAGGUACAGUCAGUCAAUGACCGUCGUUUUGUGGAGAAGCGUCACCUGUUGUAUGAAUUGUAA